GUAGCAUGUAAUGCCCAUAGAAAGGAAUUUCUGAUUGCCUCGAAGGAUGCAGCGUCAUCUUCAAACGGGAGAUAGAUUUUCGCAACGUUACCUAGAAAGUUUUUAUUCCAUUUCAGAAAGCUUCAAGAUUUUUUGUCAGUCAGAGAUUUGUGUCCACCAUGUUUGAACGAAGAACCACUUUCUUUCUCACCAACCGGCGGCGAAGGCGAAGGUUUAUCUCUCCCACUUGACUAAGAACGACAUUUCUUUAUCUCUCUUGCCCCUUCGCAGUUGCCUGCGUCUCUUUCUCGCAUAAGCAAGCAUCUGCUAAUCUCUUCCUUGUUCCAUCCAUUGACAAGAAAGUGUUGCCUUUUUUCUUUUGGAUACCUUCAAUCUCCCAAUAUUCAAAGAGCUUGUUCUGCAAGAGAAUUUUUCUUCAGCGUUUUAAUCAUUGGCUACCACAAGUGACGUUUUUUGUGGAAAUCCCCUAGUGUUUGUACUUUUCCUGUUCGUCCCAUUUACCUUCCGUCGUCAAACUCCAAUUCAUCGAGAUAAGUUGGGCUUCCUAGCUAUUUUUCUGUCUAUAUAUCGAUCAACGAAAGGAAAAAGUUCGUUGUCCUCGGCUGGAGUUGCAAUUUCUCUCCGAGGAAGCCUUUACUCAGGUUGAAGUCUGAGGUGGGGUUGAGAAAAAAUGGCGUCUUUCCAUGCUGUGCUCAACAAUUCGGUGGUUCUGGACCGAUCGAACCUAUUUAAGCUUGAGAAGUCCAAUCGGAUUCGUGGCGCAACCCUUCGAUCUCCGAGUUCAGUUAGAGUGUUCGCUUCAAUUUCUUCGGAGCUUCGAAAGGAAGCGCUUGAGAAUGGGGCAGGAACGGGGAUGGGUUUUGCUGACAGCAAAGAGGUGAUAGAGGCGGAAGCGAAGGUUCUUGUGAGGUCGUAUGCAAGACCCAACAUGGUACUCACGAAGGGGAAGGGAUGCAAAUUGUAUGAUAUGGAAGGGAAGGAAUACUUGGAUCUGACGUCCGGAAUCGCGGUGAAUUCUCUUGGGCAUGGAGAUCCUGAUUGGGUGAAAGCCGUAACCGAACAAGCCAAUACUCUUACUCACGUCAGCAAUGCGUAUUACUCGAUUCCACAGGUUAAGCUCGCAAAUGCUCUCGUAGAGUCUUCCUUUGCAGAUCGUGUCUUCUUUUCCAAUUCAGGGACUGAGGCAAAUGAAGCAGCUAUAAAAUUUUCAAGGAAAUUUCAAAGAUACUCAAAACCUGAUGAGCCUAACCCUGCCACUGAAUUCAUUACCUUCACAAACAGCUUCCAUGGAAGAACAAUGGGGGCCCUUGCUUUGACAAGCAAAGAUCACUAUAGGAACCCCUUUCAACCAGUCAUGCCUGGAGCAACUUUUAUUGAGUAUGGGAACAUAGAAGCAGCAAGGAAUGCCAUUCAAGCUGGAAAAACUGCAGCAGUGUUUGUGGAACCUAUCCAAGGUGAAGGUGGGAUACAUAGCGCCACAAAAGAGUUUUUGGAGUCACUUAGGAGUGCUUGUGAUGAUUCUGGUGCACUUUUGGUCUUUGAUGAGGUGCAAUGUGGACUGGGUCGAACAGGAUUUCUUUGGGCACACGAGGCAUUUGGUGUGAAGCCAGACAUCAUGACACUAGCUAAGCCUCUUGCUGGAGGUUUACCCAUAGGUGUUGUUCUGGUCACAGAUAGAGUGGCAGCUGCAAUCAAUCCUGGAGACCAUGGCAGUACUUUUGCUGGUGGGCCUUUGGUUUGCAAUGCGGCCCUUGCUGUACUUAAUAAGAUCAGGAACCCUAGUUUCCUUGCUAGUGUCUCUAGGAAAGGCGAGUAUUUGAAAGAUUUGUUAGUUCAGCAUCUGGGGAAGAACAAGCAUGUAAAGGAAGUUCGUGGUGUCGGGCUAAUAAUAGGUAUUGAAUUAGAUGUUUCUGCUUCUCCACUAGUAGAUGCCUGCCGAGAUGCAGGGCUUCUGGUCUUGACUGCAGGAAAAGGCAAUGUUGUUCGAAUUGUACCACCGUUGGUGAUAACUGAGACCGAACUAGAGAAGGCUGUCGAGAUUUUGUCAAAUUGCUUUCCUGUUUUAGAUAAUGCAGAUUCAAACUGAAUGCCGUCGGACUAGUCUCUGACUUUGUAAUGGCUUAUUGCUAAACAGGGCAUUGUCAUGCAUUUUGUUUCAAUCUACUUGUGUAUCAUUUAUUUCUUGCUUGUUCAAUUUUGGACACCCAUUUGUAAGUUGUAACCGAUCCUUGAAAGGGACUGAAGUGCUUCUUGAAAUAAAGAAUCAAACGAAGCACCGGUUGUUGUU
Nymphaea colorata (pocket water lily) is the source of this 2287-nucleotide messenger RNA. Its product is annotated as acetylornithine aminotransferase, mitochondrial. Lineage: Eukaryota; Viridiplantae; Streptophyta; Magnoliopsida; Nymphaeales; Nymphaeaceae. The coding region runs from base 671 to 2086 and encodes 471 amino acids. The transcript is spliced from 3 exons. The record is from RefSeq and is a predicted model, not a curated record. Gene Ontology annotation, biological process: arginine metabolic process. Gene Ontology annotation, molecular function: pyridoxal phosphate binding; transaminase activity; identical protein binding. Gene Ontology annotation, cellular component: chloroplast stroma.